AUGGUCCGGUCCACCAAGCGCAUGAUCCCCAGCUUCGCCAUUGCAGUAGCUGCAAUUCUGUCUGGCGAAAUGGUUAGAGUGGAUUUAGUUUUGCUAAGGCAUACUAAAAUAGCAUGAGACCCGUUAGGUCCUCCCAGGCAAUGUAACAGAGGAUGAGAUGGAAUGCACAGAGGGGGGGGGGAAGAGGAGAUCGUGUAUGCGUGUGUGUGUGCCUGGAUUUUUAAACAGGAAAAGUCUUUGUUCAAAAAUCCUCCAAACGACGCGGUUUGAAAGCAGGCGACUGUGUAUCCCUGGAUGUUUGAACUCAACAGCCAACAUGUCGCCCGGAGGGUGUCUCCAAGCGGUACCAAUGAGCAAUCAGUCCAGAUCUCUGUGUGAGAGGAAAAUUGUACGAUUCUUGCUUUAAAUGAACUCCUUCUCCAGGGUUGAAUAGUAGGGAGGAAAUUGCGGCUCGGGUGAGAGAUAUAGCAUGACGAUUAUGGUGGGGAAGAAGAAGAUAAUGGUGGUAGUAAUGAUGAUGAUGCUGAUGAUGAUGAUGCGGCGGAGGAGGAGGAUGAGGAGGAGAAGAAGAAGAAGAAGAAGAAGAAGAAGAAGAAUGAGGAGGAGGAGGAAGAAGAAGAAGAAGAAGAAGAAGAAGAAGAAGAAGAAGUCCCGUCAGGUUUACGCCAAGCUACUUCAGCAACGCAGAUGAUCUAA
Molecule: messenger RNA, 696 nt
Organism: Spirometra erinaceieuropaei
Lineage: Eukaryota; Metazoa; Platyhelminthes; Cestoda; Diphyllobothriidea; Diphyllobothriidae
Source: the annotation of a GenBank genome assembly